AUGAUCUUCAACACGUUCACUCAUGCGGCUCUGCUUGCGUCCCUGUUUUCAAGCGCGAAUGGCUCGCCUUUCCCCCUCACGACCAGGAACGGCGGCAUAGCUGUGUUGGAUGUAUUUGUUCCUUCAAGCCGUAACGAUGACAAGUUUUACAACGUCAACGUUACCUUUAACGGACAAGCCGUUCCAGUGAUGAUUGACACCGGCUCCGGAGACCUAUUCGUCGCCUCCAACGAAUGCCCUACGGAUGAUGAUCAGGAUGGAUGCUUCGGCCUCACUUCAUCAUACGUAAUCAAGCCAAACGACACCAUCCUGUCCAACGAGACAUUCUUCACAAUCGUGGGAGAAGGGGCCGUUUAUGGAAACCAAUCUCUUCUGCGGACCGACUUCGGCGGGCUCUCGAUACCUGAUCUUGCCAUUGGCUUGGUCUACGAGUCGGCCCUGAAGGAAUUCCAAAACGACUCUUUCAGCGGCAUUUUUGGCCUCAAUAUGAGAGCCGUUAGCCGUCAGCUACACUUCAACAACAGGCUGCCGCCGAUGGAUGUGCUCUUGGCGACUGAGAAGCUGAGAGAGCCCAAGUUCUCACUCAGUUUUCCGCGUCUUGGGGACCCCGACUCUGCAGAAGUUGGCAAGUUGACGCUGGGAGGACUCGGAGAAGAGGCUGCCGGUCACGAUGUUACUUACGGGCCGGUAUACAGCACGCCAAACUACAACUAUGAUGACUUUCCGCUCGAUCGCCAAGGAUGGACGGUCCAUCUCGAAGGCGUCCGGGUCAAUGGCGUCGAAAUCAAAAUGAGGGCCGGCGUGUUACUGCCAGACGGCAAGUAUCUUUCAAUGAUCGACUCUGGAGGAUCCUUGAUGUACUUUCGUCCAGAGGAACUGGACGCCAUUGCUGCCCAGUUCAAGGGUCCGAUCCUCUAUCCAGGCAACCGAGAUAUAUACUUCGACUGCUCAAUCCCGCAGCUGAUGGAACUGAAGUACUUCGGCGAGUGGUAUGCGGUGGAUCCGCUGGAUCUUGUGAUCCCCAGCGAUCAUGGAUUGGUCAACGGCACAGAAUACUGCCAUGCUGCUCUGGGACAGUGGACGCGGACGUUUGGCGACUCCAUCAUCGGUCUCCCCUUUCUCCGCUCUGUUUUCUCCGUCUUCGACUACAUCUCCAACGACCUGGUUCCUCAACCACGCGUAGGAUUUGCAAGUCUGGUUGACGGCGCCGAUGCUGUUGCUAGAUAUUCUAAUGUCUUACCCUCCCGUCUAUUGUAG
Molecule: messenger RNA, 1257 nt
Organism: Colletotrichum higginsianum IMI 349063
Lineage: Eukaryota; Fungi; Ascomycota; Sordariomycetes; Glomerellales; Glomerellaceae
Product: Eukaryotic aspartyl protease
Exons: 3
Coding region: 1-1257 (418 amino acids)
Biological process (GO): proteolysis
Molecular function (GO): aspartic-type endopeptidase activity
Source: RefSeq, a predicted model, not a curated record